CAUUCUCAAAGCUCACCUGUAUUCUCGCCGAGACAUUGAUGUUACGUUAUUACGUUCGAUGAUCUGUUCCGUAAUGGGGAUGUUCUUUUCGCGCACAUCUCUGUCAAGUAACGUAUUUCUUUCUAGACCUUUCCCAGUUCUGCGUCGCGGUGAAGUUUCCAAUCCAGAAUGUCUGUCUUUUCCGUAACUCCCAAGGACGGGAACCCAGUCACUACUGAGGUCCUAGAUGCAACGUGCAAGAGCUUGGGGGUUCUAAUUCACGACGAUGAGAAGGAGGACUACAGAAAACUACUCGCUGUGUUUCACGAGGCCGCGGAGGAGUUGAUGGCAAUGCCAGACUUUGAUCCUCCCACAAACGUGAAAAAAUUCCCAAGGGAGCAGGUCCAUUUCCCGACGGAAGACCAGAAUCCGUAUGGGGCAUGGGCUUGGAAAUGUUCGAUCAGAGAUCCAAACAUUGCAGACGGCCCAUUGUCAGGAAAGCGUAUAGCAGUGAAAGAUAACAUUGCCGUGAAAGACGUGCCGAUGCUCCUAGGGACAAAUUUUAUCAAAAACUAUACUCCCAAAAUCGAUGCGACCGUCGUCACUCGAGUGCUCGAGGCGGGGGGUGAGAUUGUCGGCAAAGCUGUGUGCGAGAACAUGUGUCAUAGCGCAACUUCUCACUCUGCGGCGACGGGAAUUGUUGAGAAUCCGAGAGCCAAGGGUUACUCUUCAGGAGGCAGCUCAAGCGGAUGUGGAGUGCUGGUUUCCUUGGGUGAGGUGGAUAUGGCCAUAGGAGCGGAUCAGGGAGGGAGCGUCAGAAUCCCCGCAUGCAACUGUGGCAUUGUUGGCUUCAAACCCACGUUUGGAUUGAUACCAUACACUGGGUGUGGAUCUAAUGAAGCAUCAAAUGAUCAUCUAGGCCCUAUGACAAAGACUGUCAUGGAUUGUGCAACGCUCUUAAGUGUGAUCGCUGGACAAGAUGGCAUUGACGACAGAGGAUUUGCAGCACCAACUGCGCAACAGCUGCCCCAAUUCGCAGAGAAACUAAAAAAACUUUCGUCUCCCGACAGGCUCGACGGUCUGAAAGUUGGAGUCAUAGUAGAGUCUCUAUCUACGCCAGUCCUCGAUCCCAGAGUCAGAAAUACAUUUUGCAACGCCGCGAACAGACUGAGAGAAAUUGGUGCUUCGGUUGAGGACGUGGGUAUACCUAUUCACAAGAAAGGGACGGCAAUUUGGACGGGAGUUAGUAAAGUAGGUGGUUACCUCACCAAAUUGCACGGUUCUGUUGGACGACGCAGCUACAACAUGACGGACCUGAAUGCUUUGAUGCACCCAAUAACUCAAGCCAAUUGGGACGGAGCUUACGUGUCGACGAAGAACAUUUAUCUAAAUGGAGCCUAUGCAAUGACUGCAUUCCCUCAUCUGUUGGCAAAGUCCAUCAACCUUUCGAGAAUGCUUCGAGCUGCAUACGAUGAAGCAUUAAAGAAAUACGACGUUCUCAUCACUCCAACUCUGCCAUAUCUCGCCACACCACACGCGAAGACCGAUGGCACGCCUCUUGAGCAAAUCGGAACGCAAGUUGGAUUGACUAGCAACACGUGUCAAUUCAAUCAGACCGGCCAUCCAGCGCUGACACUGCCAUGCGGGUUACUCGAAAUUGAAAACGGACCCCUUGCCGGGACAGGAACAAAAUUGCCUGUCGGAUUGCAGAUAAUAGGCAAGUGGUGGGACGAGGAGACUGUGUUACGUGUGGCACACGCUUUUGAGAUAACUAACGACUGGGAGAAAUUGUAAAGUGUAAGCGAAUGAUUGUUGUACGGACCAUACAUAAGAGGAGUAUGUUGACGAAAGUAUGAGGGCUUCUUGGGUCACAAGCGGCAUUUAGAUUUGUUUGGUAUGAAUAGAGAUCUAAGAAAAAGCCCUUGCUCCUCUACU
Messenger RNA from Verruconis gallopava, 1914 nucleotides. RefSeq lists its product as uncharacterized. The transcript has 3 exons. Lineage: Eukaryota; Fungi; Ascomycota; Dothideomycetes; Venturiales; Sympoventuriaceae. Gene Ontology annotation, molecular function: catalytic activity. The coding region runs from base 169 to 1773 and encodes 534 amino acids. The record is from RefSeq and is a predicted model, not a curated record.